GAACGUUAUUUGAUUCGGAAAGAAGCGGUAGAACCUUCAGGUGUUUGGAGGGAGACAGAAGCCGCGGUUGCGGGAAUCGGAACCUUUAUGUGUGUGCGGGGGAUGUAUAUGAGAAAUAGCGCCAGAAACGCUGCCGCUGGGAUCGAGCGAUUAUCGGAGCGAUGUGUAUUUGCUACAAGACGCCUGUGCGGCGCGUCAGUGCGAUAGAGAAGCUGCGACGAGUGAAGCCAUAGGAGGAGCCCUGGGGGCGCUGUUUCUCAUUGCGCUGAGAACUCGGUCCCUGCUCUGUACGAAGCGCUGUCGCUCCGGGGAAUCGCUGCGAUUAUCCUGUUGUGCCGACCUGGGGCUGAAUUCUCUUCUCAGAGGUAUAAGGGGGAUAUUGCACCGGUUUCAAGAUGGCUGCCAAGUCGCCUCCCCCGUUAAUGAAGAAGCACAGCCAGACGGACCUUGUGAGCCGACUGAAAACCCGCAAGAUCCUUGGGGUGGGAGGGGAAGAUGAUGACGGAGAGGUCCACAGGUCUAAGAUCUCUCAGGUUCUGGGAAAUGAAAUCAAAUUCGCUGUACGGGAACCUCUGGGUUUGAGGUUGUGGCAGUUCCUCUCCGCCGUCAUCUUCACAGGGAUCGCUGUCAUGGCUUUGACGUUCCCGGAUCAGCUCUACGCAGCCGUGUUCGACAGCGGCCCAGUCAGCAGCAAGACUUCCACCCGUUUGUACGGAGGAGCCCUUUUUAGCAUUUCCCUCAUUAUAUGGAAUUCCAUGUACACGGCGGAGAAAGUCAUAAUACGGUGGACGCUCCUGACGGAGGCCUGUUACCUCGGCAUCCAGCUCCUCGUGACUGCGGUGACGGUGAUUGAGAGCGGGACCCCCUCCCUGACCACGGCCGCCGUCCUCUCCAUCUGCCUCCUCUUCGCCCUGAUCAGCGUCUACUUCUACUACCAAGUCGGACGCAGACCCAAGAAGCUUUGAGCUCUCCGCUCCCAGGACUUCCACACCAUUCCCAUUACUUGGAGCCGCGUUCCCGUGGUUACGUUCAUCCCAGCGCCUGGAAGUUUCCCCCCCAUCCCCCCUUCUUUGCUGGUGAGAACUGGUUCCCCCUUCAGACUCACAUGGAACUGGCCGGGGUGGCUCUGGGAAUGUCUGCGUCUCUCUGCAAAGACUAAAACGGAUUUUAAGUGGCGCAGAAGCGCAAUGCAUGCCCCGUGCAUUUAACGUAUAGAAGCACCCACGGGUCCUAUGUGUGUACUUUGUGUAACCCCACCCUUGGGUGGGCGGCCCAGAUACGCAUGCUCCCUUAGGAUACAUUAGUAUUAAUUUAAUUGUUCCUUACUUUCCCUUUAUUUCCUGCCUCCAUCUGUUCAUUGCAGAUAUAGGAGUGGGGGGGGCUGAGUGGGGCGUUUUUUUUUUUUUUAAUUUUUAUAAACCUUUGGGGGCCUCAGCAGUGCCUUGUGUCCCCCUGUCCAACCAGCCCAAAGGCUUAUACACCAUUUAAAGGGGAAGUUCAGCUAAAUAUUAACUCUAUGAAGGCGCCGGGGAGAUUUUUAAGAUUUUUAAAAUAUUUUUCCUCUGGGUGGGGCAGGUAUCCCUGAGCAUAGCAACCAGGCAGUAAUAAAUAUCCCGUCUCACAGUC
This is a messenger RNA of Xenopus tropicalis (tropical clawed frog), 1626 nucleotides long. RefSeq names its product tumor protein p53 inducible protein 11 (gene tp53i11). Lineage: Eukaryota; Metazoa; Chordata; Amphibia; Anura; Pipidae. The record is from RefSeq and is marked provisional. Gene Ontology annotation, cellular component: membrane.